UGCUCGCACACCUUGCCCCCUUGCUCGCCCCCGCCCGCGAUACACCCCCGACUGACACCCAGGGGACAGCGCCUCACCACUCUUCAUAGCACGGGCGACCAUCUGUAGCUCUCGGCGAGCUGUCAACUCGAAAACUCACUCACACACACUCCCCCUCUCCUCCAGCCCACACCCUUCACCCAUCAGCCCCGUUUAGACCAUGCCAUUCACCUCCGACUACCCCGACGUGACGCUCCCCGAAGUCGGGAUCUUCGAAUACCACUUCCCCGCAAACCCGCAGUUCGACCCCGACCUCCCCGCGUUCAUCGAUGGUAUUGACGGGCGCACAAUCACCCGCCGCGAGCUGGAGGACGGCGCGCUCCGCCUGGCCACCGGGCUCCGCAGUCUCGGCUUGAAACGUCACGACGUGGCCUGCAUGUUCGGCCUCAACUCGCUCGAGUGGGUCCGUGCCGCCUACGGCUGUAUGGCCGCGGGCAUGACCGUCUCGCCGGCGAACUGGGCCUACUCGCCCAAAGAGCUCGCGCACCAGAUCAACGACUCGGACGCGCAGAUCAUCUUCAUUGCCCCAGACUUGGUGCCCAAGUUCGACGAGACGAGGCAGUACCUCAAACGGUCGUUCCCCGACUCGCGCGUCGUCCUGAUGGCGACAAAGGAGAACCAGCCGAUCGUGAAGCGCUACAAGGUCGUCACUGAGCUGUACGGCACCCGGGGCAAGCCCGAGCGCUUCUCGGGGAAGCAGGCGUACGAGACGACCUGGCUGUGUUACUCGUCCGGCACGACUGGCCUCCCCAAGGGCGUCAUGACCACCCACCACAACUUCACCUCGCAGCUCCAGGCCCUCAAGGUCGCGUGCCAGCAGCUCACGCCGCAGGACGCGAUGCUGGCCUUUGUCCCUCUCUCCCACACGUACGGCUCGACCAUGGUCCUGCAGCAGCCCUUCUCGAUGGGCUGCCCCGUCGUCCUUCUGCCCAAGUUUGAGGAGCAGGCUGCUCUCGCAGCAAUCGAAAAGUACAAGAUCACGCACGGCCUGAUCGUGCCGCCCAUCGUCAUCGUGCUGCUCCACUCCGAGCUCGUGCCGAAGUACGACCUCCGGUCGCUGCGGACGCUGAUGUGCGCCGCGGCGCCGCUCGGCGACGAGCUCACCAAGGCCUUUGAAUCAAGGUUCCCGAACUGCGUCGUGACCCAGGGCUACGGCCUGACCGAGACCACGCCCAUCAUCACCUGCUUGACGGGCGAGGAAGUUGUGGGCCGGAGUGGAUGGGUCGGGCGUCUGCUGCCGACGUACGAGGCGCGCCUCGUCGACCCGGACGGGAACGACGUCACGACGCCGCUGGAGCGCGGCGAGCUGUGGGUGCGCGGGCCCUCCGUCAUGAAGGGGUACCACAAGAACCCGGCCGCGACGGCGAACACGUUCCACGACGGCUGGUUCAAGACGGGCGACGUGCUCAUCCGCUCCGAAGACGGGUGGUACAAGGUCGUGGACCGCGUCAAAGAGCUCAUCAAGUACAAGGGCUUCCAGGUGCCGCCUGCGGAGCUUGAGGCGCUGCUGAUGACCCACCCCAAGAUCAAGGACACGGCUGUGGUGGGCAUCUACGACAAGAGCCAGGCGACCGAGCUGCCGACGGCGUACGUCGUCGUCGGCAGCGACGUGGACACGAGCGACGAGGGCCGCGCCGCGUUCGACAAGGAGAUCCAGGCGUGGGUGGCCGCGCGCGCCGCGCGCCACAAGCGUCUCGGCGGCGGCGUGUGGAUCGUCGACGAGAUCCCCAAGUCUCCGUCGGGCAAGAUCCUCCGUCGCUUCCUCCGCGACAAGGGACAGGCCGAGCGCGACGCCCGUGUCGCCCAGGGCGUCCAGGCCAAGCUCUAGUGUGGGAGGUCGGUUGCAUAUGGUAUGGCAUAGGAGAUCCAGCGCCGCACGCAGCGGCGCCAGGUAGUUGUAGAGCAGGUUUCCACGAGACUCGAUAUACUCUGGGAUGCAUCGAUCUGAAGUCAAGUUGCAGAAGUCGGCAGCGGAAGAGCGAAGUGAUGCAGAAGCCAAGUUGCUUCAAGGUGCAACUUGCGGCCGACGCCACGCUGUCGAAAACACGUCGUGUAAGCAGUGAGUGGCAUAAAGGGCGCAGUACGAGCAUGUGGAAGUACUGUACAUGCAUGUCGUAGGCUGCGUGGCGCACACUUGGAUCCAACUGCGUACUGAGCGUCUAACUAGCAUCAGCGCAA
This is a messenger RNA of Cutaneotrichosporon oleaginosum, 2217 nucleotides long. The record is from RefSeq and is a predicted model, not a curated record. NCBI's taxonomy places the organism in Eukaryota, Fungi, Basidiomycota, Tremellomycetes, Trichosporonales, Trichosporonaceae.